CUUCAAUCAUCUUGUGCAACCCAUCUCGGUGAGUCUCUCGAGUGCUUAAAAAGUGCUUAUAAUACAAGCGUAUACUUGGCCACGCUUAAGUUCAAUUUGAUUGAUUUUACAAACUAUUCUGGCGACUCUGGCCCAAGUGAAUCGAUUGAUAUGCCUCCAUAAAGGGUUUUUACCGAAAAGAGGAUGUCAUUUUCUGCCCGAAUCGUCUUUGCGCAACCUUCUUCGUACUCAAUAGUACGCUGGUCCAUCGUCGCAGAAGGUGGCAGCCCUCGUCACGUUCGGCAGCAGCGGGGAGCAGUCCUGCGUAGGACCUGAUGCAGAUCGAUCAUACUAUGGAAUUGCAGGGAUAAGGACGUGGUGCAACAACUCCAGUGCCUCGAAGUCGUAUUGCACACUGGGACCCCCCGCUCGGGAAUCGACCUUGAAGAGAACAUAGCCAGCAGUUCUGAGAAAGACAGCACAGUUCUUUCAUCUCUCAAGAAAGGGCAUUGAGCGAACUGAUCCAGCUAUGGCGAUAUGAGCUUUGGACGGAUCAUGAAAUAGUAGAGUGGGAUCACCUCGCAUACGCAUAUGCAGAGGGACGCCGACUCUCGGGCAUCCUGUACACACAUCGUAUUGCAGACAUCCGCAUGGACGGCACAACCAAGCAGAACUUGCAGCUGCUCCAGCAUCUCUGGUGAAGAUGCGUUCCCGAAUAUCUCCGUGGUCACCACAAUGUGGGAUGAGGUCGGGUUGGAGCUAGCGGAGUCGCGUGAGAGCGAAUUGGCAGAGAAUGCGUGCUUCUUCAAACAGGUGUUGGACGGCGGCGCAACCAUGCAGCGACACCAGUCGAUAAACGACCUGGAAUCAGCGCAAGCGAUCGUGGAUGAGCUCGCAGUGAACAUCCCUUAUGCAUUGAAGGUCCAGAUUGAGUUGGUGGACGAGCAGAAGAAGUUAGUGGAGACAUCCGUGGGUCAGGAGCUCGAGCGAGAGUUGACCGAACAGCUGGCCAAGCACCGAGUGGAGUUGAGCGGAUUGCGCAAGGAGAUGAAGCAGGCGUUCCGGCAACAGAACGACGAGACGAGACUGGAGCUUGAGAUGGAAAGUCACAAGCUGCAGGAGGAAAUGGGUCGAUCAAGACUGACCCACACUCUUCAGUUUGUACGGGAAUUGUAAUGCGAUCGCUUUCGUCCUC
Mycena citricolor is the source of this 1174-nucleotide messenger RNA. The record is from the annotation of a GenBank genome assembly. NCBI's taxonomy places the organism in Eukaryota, Fungi, Basidiomycota, Agaricomycetes, Agaricales, Mycenaceae.